AUGCCCUCAGAGGAAACGCUGGAGCAUCUGCGCUACUUUUGCUCCUGGAACUUUGACAUCUUUCGACUCACUGUGCUGUGCGCGGGUAGCCCCAUGGUGGCACUGGGUCUGCGUCUCUUUGAGGCGCAUGGUCUGUUUCAGACCUGCCCCAUCCAUGUUGACCAGGUGGCUCGCUUUUUCUACCAUAUUGAGCGACGCUAUGCCACCAUUGACAUGGUACCUUAUCAUAACAACCAGCAUGGUACCGAUGUGAUGCACUCUGUCCAUGUCAUGCUCUCCACCUUGGUGGCCUCGUUUACGCCGCUCGAGGUGUUGUCCUGCCUCAUUGCCGGAGCGGGCCACGACGUGGAACACUUUGGUCGUACCAACGUGUAUCUCAUCAAGAAGCGUCACAACCUGGCCAUGCUGUACAAUGACCGGAGCGUGCUCGAGAACCACCAUGCUCGUGUCACCUUUGACGUCAUGUUCAACGAGCCUGAAUGUAAUUUGAUUGCAGGCUUCCGACCCGAUGAACAGAAAGACAUUCGCAAACUUGUGGUGGAUAUGAUCAUGGCCACUGACAUGGUCAAACACGCCCGCAUCCUUGAAGAGUUGGUCCGCUUUGUCGACAAGCUCACCAACGGCGUACGUUCAUCUCGCAUUUGCUUUUCCCCGCUUUUUUUUGCCCACCUCGACGCUCUGGCCCACUGCAUGGUCCACAUGGCCGAUCUGGGUUCUGCCACCAAAGAAUGGAGACUUUGCAAAGAGUGGACUGACCGCCUCAUGGAGGAGUUUUUUGACGAAGGUGACGCGGAGCGUGCCGAUGGUCUGCCCGUCGGUGCACUCAACGAUCGCUUUAAGGUCGAUACUCCCAAGGCCCAAAUUGGCUUCAUCACCUAUGUCUGCCAACCCUUGUGGCAUCAGUGGAACCGGCUCGUCAAUCGCAAUGCAGACACCGUU
Molecule: messenger RNA, 939 nt
Organism: Monosiga brevicollis MX1
Lineage: Eukaryota; Choanoflagellata; Craspedida; Salpingoecidae
Exons: 3
Biological process (GO): signal transduction
Molecular function (GO): 3',5'-cyclic-nucleotide phosphodiesterase activity
Source: RefSeq, a predicted model, not a curated record